Molecule: messenger RNA, 3894 nt
Organism: Paracoccidioides lutzii Pb01
Exons: 2
Coding region: 1-3894 (1297 amino acids)
Source: RefSeq, a predicted model, not a curated record
AUGGCUUCAGGUGGAGGAAGUGCAAAAUCCCGCAAGGCAAAGGAGAAGGAAGCCAAAAAACAGAACAAAGGAAAGAACGGAAAGAAGGGAAAUAAGGCACAAAAACAAGAAUCUACCCCAGAAUCUCAGGCAUCUCCACCGCAGUCACCUACUCUCGAACCUCAGGAACCUAAAGCACCCCAAGGUCCUGAAAAGCCUCAAGAACCCGAGGGACCUCAAGAGGAGGAAGAGCUUGAGGAUUUCCAAGAACUCGAAGAACUUGAUGAUCCUGAGCAACCUCAAGAAUCUGAUGAACUUCAAGUACCCGAAAAACCACAGGAACCUCUAGAAUCCCAGGAACAUCAAGAGGCGGACGAAUCUCAAGCACGUCAGAAAUCCCAAGAGCCAGAGGAGUUCGGAGAAGCUCAAGAGAUCCAAGAGACCCAGGAACCUCAAGGACUUCAGGAGACUCAGCAUCCUCCACCAACCCAAUCUGUCAUAGAAAGUCUUCCACCUUUGCCAGAUUCUACUGGAUCAAGUCCAUCAGCGACUCCUGUGAGCUUCAAACCUGCCAGUAUUUCCUGGCCAAAUAUUUUCACUGCCACACAACUUGAAAAGCAGUCACCCGUUGACACCCGUGUUGACGAUAUCCUCGAGAAGGACGACAUUGAAGACGAAGACAACGAAAGCGAACCUGAAGAACCCCGAGAGCAAUCAGCUCCAUCACCCGCCAGUGCUAUAUCUUCUGCUGGGCCCGCUACUCCAACUGCUAUAAUAUCAAGCAACCCAUUCGAUGCACCCGAUAACACGAGCAGAGCAGUGAAAGAUUCGUCGGCGCCUCUCAAGCACCCAUCAUUAUCAGCAGCAGAAAUUCCCCUUCCUUCUCCUUCUCUAUCCGAAGUGAAAUCAAGGUCCAGCCCAGCUGCAUCUUGCCAAUACAUCCGCUGCCCUUCACCCGCUCCAAUCGUUUCACACCAUUAUUCAUUUGGCAGCCCUGUAGUGCAUCCAUAUACCCAUGCCAUGAUACCACCACACAACGGAGCACCUGUCGAUCCCAAGAGUAUGGCGGUCACCACUCCAAAUUACCAUACCUCCAUGCUCUCGUCUACUAUGGACUUGCCAUAUAACCAAUACUGCCACGCGAAAAAGAAUAGUCGGACAUCAUUUGGCCGGGGAUAUGCGGAUCCUUAUUACAACCAUUAUGGAUCUGUCAAAGAACCGGCACUUGUCCAGCCACCGAUGAUUGAGAACGGAAAAUCUGCUUCAAGUGGCGAGGGACUCAAUGUUAGUCUUCUCUCAAGAAUCCAAAGUAUCAUCCCAGAUAUUAGCCAACUAGUAGUCAGCUAUCGAGAUCAACAAAGUCAUAUGUCUGCACGUGAGGCAGAACAUAAACAAAUCGAGGCUCAGCAUGAGGAAUCCCUAAUGCGGAAAGAGUUCUAUAUUGAAGCUCUCCAGAUGCAAAUGCAGAAAACUGCCAACGAGAGUGCAAAGGAAUGCUCGAAAUUAAAGGGAAGGAUCACCGAACUCCGAUUCGAGCUUGGCGGACUCCAGGAAAUACAAAACGAUAUUGAGAACAGCCUGGCUGAGGCUCAAAAGGAAAACAAUGAACUUUCUCAAAUGCGAGAGGAUCUCCAAGUGGAAAUUGAUACUCUCCAGCGCGCCAUCCAGGAAGCGAAAGAAGCCCACGAGCAAGAAUUAGAGAAGCAAAAGGAAAAGGAGCAGGAAGCUUUGGCCAUCCAGAAGCAAGAAUUGGAAGGCUAUUUUGAGGAGAUCAAGAACGAAGAUGACAGACUCGCAGACGAACAGCUAAAAGCCCGUGAGAAAGAACUUACGGAUGAACGUGACUCACUCAAAGCUGAAUGGGAAGCUGAGAAACAGGCCCUGGAAAGGGCGAAGGCUGCCUUGGCCACCAAGUACGAGGGUAAGUUGGAGUCAAAGCAGGCUGACAUCGACGCAAAGCAAGCAGAUGUUGAUGCUAAGCAAAGCCAAUUGGAGGUCAAACAAGCGGAGUUAGAUACGACACAGGAGAAGCUGAUUGCCUUGAAAGGGGAAUUGGAGACUAUUCAGGGAGAGCUGGGAACGAUGAAGGAAAAUUUGGUGACCACUCAAUGCCAGUUAGAAACGAAGAAAGGCGAAUUGGAGACUAUGGAAGGUGAGCUGAAAACAACAAAAGGCAAGUUGACGACCACACAGGGUGAGCUGGCAACUACGAAAACCGAUUUGGAGACUACUAAGGGCGAGCUGGAUACCACUAAAUGUGAUUUGGUGACAGCUCGGGACGAACUAGAAAUGAAAGCGGGAAAGUUGGAGGAUAAGGAGGAAGAGCUAAAAGAUAAACAGGGAGAACUUGACACUACACAGGGUGCGCUUGACUCUAAGAAAUCUGAAUUGGAGGCAAAAAUUGCAGAGCUUAAAGGAAAAAUGAGCGAGUUGGACGCGAAGAACACCGAGCUUCAAGCAAAGCAAUCCGAGCUGGAGUCGGUCCAAAACGAAUUAACCUGCAAGCAGACUGAACUUGAAUCCAAGCAGGCAGAGCUGGAUACGAAAGAGGCCGAACUCAGCGAAAUGAAGAAAAGCCAUGUAGACGAACUCGCCGCCCUCAACGAAGCCCACGAGAAGGAGCGUAAUGCCGCUGCACAGGAAGCCGCGGAGAAGAUAGACAACUUAAUAGGCGAGUAUCAACAAAAGGAAGAGGCCUGGCAAAAGGCUCGAGAGGACCUAGAAAUCCAGCUGGCUCAACGAGCGGAGGAUUUGAGACAAGCAGGGGAGGAAAAGGAAAUUCUUGCCAGGGAGGGACAAGUUAGGGAGGAUCAAUUACGGAGUGCUAUAGAUGGUAUGCGGAUCUCGCAGGAGAUAAUGGGUAGAGAAAGAGACAGAUUGAAGAAAACAUUGCAUAGUCUCGGGGAGGCAACUGAUAUGAAGAUGAAAGGGGACGGCUUUUUCAUUCAAUGCUUUGGCCAACUCUUGCAUCUCAUUGUCGACCUCUCGAAGGAGCACUUCGGCUACCUCCCUAUCGACCCACCAUCAGAUAUCAUCGCUAAGAUCCCCUCCGAGAUUCCUCAAUUCCUAGACAACUCGCAAGCGUCUCGAGAACUCCGAUCUGCCUACAUCCAGCAUGUGAUUUCCAAGACGCUCAACUACAGGAUCUUCCAACCGUUCUUAUUCACACUUGGCAGACGCUACGAUAAAGCAGAUACCUUCUUCCAAAUGCUAUCAAUGGAUAUCCGGUGCAAGUCCGUGAGACGUGAGGCCUAUUGGAGAAAACAAACUCUGAAAGCCGCCUACACAACAUCUGAUGCCAAGCAAGCCAUCAAUGUGGUUGCUGCCGUUAUCGUCGACGAAAUCAUCGAUCACAUCCGCCACUUCGCAGACCCCAAGAACCUCGACACCCUGCUCGUUGGAGUGCGGAAAAUCGUUAAACUUGCAGCUGAGACAUGGCGCCUCGCCCGUGUCGAACGAGAACUCAUUAUUUCAACCAUGCCUUCCGCAGAGGACGAACAAACCACGAACCAAGGCUGGAAGGAAUUUAACUAUGAUACCGCCCCAUCACCGCCAGAAGAAAACACUGACAAUGAUGCCUCCUUUCCCACGAUCCGCAAGCGACGAGUUCUCCUUCGUAUGUUUCCUCGAAUUUACCGCGAGCCUGCGCACGAAGACUUCACCGAAGACGGCGAACCGGGCACUCGAUGCGUUUACCUUCCUGGUGUUGUCCUUUAUGCCGACUCACCUUCUGUCCUUGCACGGAAAAUGGAACUCUCCAAGAAAAUGGCUGAUCCGUCGGGAUCUAGAUCUGGUACCCCUGCCGUUGACCCUGCGAAUGAUGAUGGCGGUGUUCCCCCUGCUGCUUCUGAUCUUCCUUUAGACAAGGCUGCAAAUGAUCCAGCCAGCGCGGAGGCGGAUGAUGCUGUUGAGUGA